GCACAAAGGUGGAACUAUGUUCAACGUAGGGUUGGCAUAGUCAGCAGUUAUUCGGCGAGGACUAACCCGAGGAUGUUAGAAGGUGUCAGAAGGGUGAUGUGACAAACUGAUGACUUUAGUUAUUCGAACUUAAACACAAUGUCUGUUAUAAGUCAUGUACAAGAACCCAAUCUGUGGGAUUUGAUCUGUAAAGAUUUUGCAUCCCGCAAGCCCCCAUUUCAAGAUGAUGAUGCUAUGUCAGUGCACACAGAAUAUUCUGACUUUGACCCAGGCAAACAUAAUCCUGUGUUUUAUGGGAACAUGCACCAAAAAGUUGAGGUAGACUCAGAGCCUUUUGAAGAGGUAGACAUUUCCAUGGGGCAUACAUCAUGUGCUGGCUAUGCCUUUGUUGAGAAACCACCCAAGUCGCCUUCACCACCUCCUCCUCCUGCACCCAACAAAGACACCUGCACACACAGGGAGUAUUUGGAACACUAUAUAUUUCCUAUAUUAUUACCUGGUUUAGAAGAAAUGCUAAAACAAGCAAAGUUGGAAAAAUGCUUUGAGAGGAAGAGAACAAAGUUUAAUGCGCUGGAUUUCUUAACAGAAUAUCUGUGGGGAUGGAAUCCAUUAUAUAAAGACAGAGAUGGGAUACCCCUUUUAGAGAUACCCUUUGUAAAGACAUGGCUCAAGGACCAUCCUCGUCCUCCAUUGCCUUUGUCACUUAUCUGGACGGAAGAGGAGGCAGCUCUUGUCAUCCAGUCCUUUUGGAGAGGCUAUCAGGUUCGUAAAACUCCAGAAAUUCAAGAGUUAAGAAUUUGGCAGAGAGAGUGGCGAGAAGAGAAUGCAAAUGUCACCAUCAAGGUUAGCGAUUUCUGGGCUAAGCAGAUGCCUGAAGGGGAGGGGUUCUCGCCCUGUCAAUCUGAUCAGGUUAUUCCAGAUAGCAGUGCAACAAGUAGCCAGGUACAGGAUAAGCCCGACACUGUGAACUCUUCAGAUCCAGACACAAGCCACGUACAGUUGGAGGUAGAUUCAAGUCAAGUUAGUCAGCACGCAACAGAUGCUGAUUAAAACACUGUAAAAACACCUGAGGUGAUGCUUACCACAUUAUAGAAACAUGUAUUGAAACUGGUUUUGGAGGCACAGAAUUACAUGUACUGCAAGUUGAACUGUGGUCAUGAUUACUGUUUUCAAACCCCACCAAAACAAGACAUUGCUUCAUUAGAAAUUCUGCUAUGUUGAAAUAGCCUCUGUGAUGUAAAUAGCACCAAUAAACUUUUUACGUGUAAAAAUUGAGAUAUUCAGACUUGUGUAUGUAAAAUGGUAACAUUAUCAGUUCUCAGUUUUGGAACUGAUUAAGGUUGGUAGUCUGUAUUAUCUGAUGCUUGUGGUUUGCCAAAUACUUGCCUGG
Messenger RNA from Liolophura sinensis, 1390 nucleotides. Its product is annotated as IQ domain-containing protein K-like. The coding region runs from base 139 to 1050 and encodes 303 amino acids. Gene Ontology annotation, molecular function: protein binding. The record is from RefSeq and is a predicted model, not a curated record. The transcript is spliced from 7 exons. NCBI's taxonomy places the organism in Eukaryota, Metazoa, Mollusca, Polyplacophora, Chitonida, Chitonidae.